This is a messenger RNA of Blepharisma stoltei, 1164 nucleotides long. The record is from the annotation of a GenBank genome assembly. NCBI's taxonomy places the organism in Eukaryota, Ciliophora, Heterotrichea, Heterotrichida, Blepharismidae.
AUGCUAUAUCUCGCUCCCUGCUAUUGCUCUGCAUAACGAACAGAGCGACAGAACAACUCAGAGAAAUGGCUUAUGAAGUCAGAUCUCAAACUGACAAAUCUGCAUUAUAUUUUUGGCAUAUCAACUUGAGUUACUCAGUCACUCUGCGUCAUAUGUAGAGCUAUAACAGGAAGCAAAUUAUAUCUUUUCGCUUGAUCCGAGCAUUUAAUACGAAGCUUAUUCAACCUCAACUUAGAGCUUCCAAUUUCACAGAAAAUAUAAGCGAAUUCCAAGAUGCUAAAGUUACCUCUGGAAAGGCCUGGAGCGCUUUUCUUUUACGCCGAAAAUCUCAUGAAGAUCUCGUCAAGUUAUGGUUUGUCUUAUAUAAAGAACAAAAUCUUAUUCGCGCAGACAAUCAACUCAAGGUGCAACUUGGGUCGCAGAAAGGGGCUCAAUGGAGAAUGAAAAAGGUGAAGCAAUCAAUGGCCAGACUCUUGACAGUCAUAAGAGAAAGGGAAAUUAUAAGAGAAAAUUAUUGGAAACAAUUAGAAGCUGAAUAUUUAGAUAAAACAAUUCCGAAAGAAGAGCCAAAACCUAAAUCCCUCGUCCUUGAGCGAACAAAAUCAUUGAAUUUGUAGGUAAAAAUUCCUUCGUUAGAGAACAGAAAAUUUAUUAAUAUAGAGAUGUUUUAUGAAAAAAUAUUUUGAUUUAUAUCGUUAUUAUAAUGAAAUCUAAGCGAAUUCUGUUUAAAUUAUAUAAAUAAAAUUAAUUUUUGCGAUUGGGAUUUUUUUAAUUUUUAAAAAAAAAAAUUGCUAUAAAAUUUCAUUGAAAAAAAUAUUAACCCCCUUAGUGAGCGUACAAAUCUUUUUGUUCGCUCAUAGAGGGGAGAGUAAAAUUAAGAGAGAGCUGACUGAGGAAGAGAAAGCGAGAAAUGAAAAGAGAAAAAUCGCGGAGAGAAAUGCAAAAAUUAAUAGGAAUUGGAAGAAAAUGUCGACACAUCAAAGGAGAGGAGCAAUACAAGCAGAAUAUAGAAAGCUGGCAGUCGUAGCAAAAGAAGAGUUCUUGAAGGAGCUUAAGUAUUUAGGCCUCAAACUCAGAGAGAAAGGAAUCAAGCCGAAGGGGAUUGAAGAAUUACUGCCUCAGCCAAUUAUUAGGCCUCCUAUCUCAAAGGAGCAAAAUAAAUAA